Molecule: messenger RNA, 315 nt
Organism: Necator americanus (New World hookworm)
Lineage: Eukaryota; Metazoa; Nematoda; Chromadorea; Rhabditida; Ancylostomatidae
Exons: 7
Coding region: 1-315 (104 amino acids)
Source: RefSeq, a predicted model, not a curated record
AUGGUUGAUUUGAGGUGCUUUCAGGAAAUAUUGCAAUUAUGCUGUCAGGUCUGCACUCGUCCAACUCAUCAACGACCCAAAGAAGCUGAAAAAAAUUAUUUUGACGAGGGCCUCGAAGGUGGAACUGGAGGCAUCGAACUGUGUCAUAUGACUCGACUUAUCCAGAAAAGAAAGGGUUUUAAUGAUGAGCAGCCACGGCAGCGACGGCACGACGUCGCCGAUUGGUGGAUGCGGUUGAUGGCGGAUACGGUUUCUUAUCCUGAAUCGUCAAUUCUCCCCUUGAUCCAGGAUUUUUUUUUGCAUCUACUUCUCUAA